GGAAGCUCAGUAAGCUCGCUCAUGGCUUCCCCAUUUAACCACCUCCCUAUCUCACCUUUUUCCUCUCAAACCCUUUUCUCCUCUCUUCUUCUUCUUCUUCCUCUUCUUCAUUCUGUCUUUUAUCUCUGCUUCAGUCAUGAUGAAAAUGAUGAAACUCAGCCCGAAACAUCUGUUUCGGUCCAAGAAGAGUACUAGAUCGGUGUCCCGUUCUGGGUCAGACCCACCGUCGUUCGGCUCCGGCACGUCAUCAUCGUCUGAUUCCUUGACGACCCAACUCAAAGAAGGUGGUGCUACAACACCCAGAAGCGUCCUCCAUUCUCACUCCCACGAGAUAUCCGGCGACUGGUCCGAUUUACAGGCGGACUUCCACUUCCAGCUCGUCGAAGCGUUUAAGUUCAUUGACAGAGAUGGGGACGGGAAAAUCACGAGGCGCGAGCUCGAGAACAUCCUUAGCCGGCUGGGCGCCGACACGCCGAGCGAGGAGAUGCAGAUGAUGUUGAUGGAGCUCAUGGAAGUCGAUCGGGAUGGCGAUGGCUGCAUAAACUUGAAGGAAACCGGCGCCACCAGCCCGGCUUUCGGGCCGUAUGAUGGGUCGGAGCUCCGCGACGCAUUUGAUUUCUUUGACGCCGGCCGCGACGGUAAGAUCUCGGCGGAUGAGCUGCACAGAGUAUUCACGGCGCUAGGGGACGACCGGUGCACGAUAGAGGAUUGCCGGCUCAUGAUCGGCGGUGUUGAUACCGACGGUGACGGAUUCGUUUGUUUCGAGGAUUUCUUGAGAAUGAUGGAAGGACGGAUGAACUGAAGUCGGAUUUUUCGUCCCUUUUUUUUUUAAUUUUUGACAGGCUUGAGUUUGGUUUAGAUAAAUGAUGAUCAAUCAACCAAAUCUCCAGGUCUCGACCGAUUGAUCCGACGGUUGGGACUGGUCGAUCAAUUGUGUAUCCUAUCUUUGCCCAUAUGUGAUAUAUAGAGAAGCAAUCACUUAUUAAUCAUCAUCAUCAUUUAAUCAAUGAAUCAAUCAAAAGUAUUUCUCAUUCAA
Molecule: messenger RNA, 1036 nt
Organism: Nelumbo nucifera (sacred lotus)
Lineage: Eukaryota; Viridiplantae; Streptophyta; Magnoliopsida; Proteales; Nelumbonaceae
Source: RefSeq, a predicted model, not a curated record